AGUAAGCAGGCUUGGACAUUGUGACAGAAACAGUUGUGAAGUCAGUUCCCAAGAGAGCUCUGUAUUUUUCACUUCUCACUUAGAUCUAAACUUGGAAACUUUUCUCAGAAGUUAAGUGUCCUUUGACCUCCUCUCUUCUGAAUUGCAGAAACCAGACCAGAUUUUGGUAUUUGGUAAAAUGACUUCUUGUGUUGCUGAAGAACCUAUUAAAAAGAUUGCCAUCUUCGGAGGGACUCAUGGAAAUGAACUGACUGGAGUGUUUCUAGUUACUCACUGGCUAAAGAAUGGCGCUGAAGUUCACAGAGCAGGGCUGGAAGUGAAGCCAUUCAUUACCAAUCCAAGAGCGGUGGAGAAGUGCACCAGAUACAUUGACUGUGACCUGAACCGUGUUUUUGACCUUGAAAAUCUUAGCAAAGAGAUGUCUGAAGAUUUGCCAUAUGAAGUGAGAAGGGCUCAAGAAAUAAAUCACUUAUUUGGUCCAAAAAAUAGUGAUGAUGCCUACGAUGUCGUUUUUGACCUUCACAACACUACUUCUAACAUGGGUUGCACUCUUAUUCUUGAGGAUUCCAGGAAUGACUUUUUAAUCCAGAUGUUUCACUAUAUUAAGACCUGCAUGGCUCCAUUACCCUGCUCUGUUUACCUCAUCGAGCAUCCUUCCUUCAAAUAUGCAACCACUCGUUCCAUUGCCAAGUAUCCUGUUGGUAUAGAAGUUGGUCCUCAGCCUCACGGUGUUCUGAGAGCUGAUAUUUUAGACCAAAUGAGAAGAAUGCUCAAGCACGCUCUUGAUUUUAUACAGCGUUUCAAUGAAGGUAAAGAAUUUCCCCCCUGUGCUAUUGAUGUCUAUAAAAUAGUGGAGAAAGUUGAUUAUCCAAGGAACGAAAGUGGAGACGUGGCUGCUGUUAUCCAUCCGAAUCUGCAGGAUGCUCAUACCCCUUCCCUCCUCUCUAAAGCCACAGCAGUCAUGUGAACAGCAUUUUUAUCCCAUAAUUUGGACCCCAAAGAACCCACAUUUAUGGAUUCAGUGUAUCUGUCAAAAAUACUAACAUUGAUGCUGGACAGUGGCUUAGUUGGUAAAGUGCUCAUCAUACAAGUACAGGAACCUAACUCAGUCCAUGGCACCCAGGUGAGAUACCAGGCACAGUGAAGUGCAGCUACAAUCCCAAUGCAGGGGAGAUGAAGACAAGCAGCUGGCGGGGGCUUGCUAGCUAGCCAUAUAGCCAAAUCGGCUAGCUCAAGACCCAGAGACUCUAUCAAAACUUAGUGGAGAGUAAUUGAUGAUACUUAGCAUGGGCCUCUUAUCUCCACAAAUGUCCACACAGAUAUGAGCUCAUACACACAAAAAUAAUCAUAAUAAUGCAUUAACUGGAAUAGAUACAGAUGUAGAUAGGAGUACUAAUAAAUGUCAGUGAUUCAUUGAGUGUCCAGUCUACACACAUAUACAUGCACACACACACAUGUACGGGCACACACACACACACAUUAUUCAUACAGACAUAAUCCCACUAAGCCAAUCUCACCCCAUAUACAUCUAUUUUGUGCCUUGCCAAAAUGAGUAAUUGAAAUAUAUUCUUCCUGCUGAAUGUCAUAGCUAACAUGUGACAUGUAAAUCAGCUUCUA
This is a messenger RNA of Rattus rattus (black rat), 1617 nucleotides long. It is a transcript of the gene Aspa, whose product is annotated as aspartoacylase. The coding region runs from base 179 to 967 and encodes 262 amino acids. The transcript is spliced from 6 exons. NCBI's taxonomy places the organism in Eukaryota, Metazoa, Chordata, Mammalia, Rodentia, Muridae. The record is from RefSeq and is a predicted model, not a curated record. Gene Ontology annotation, molecular function: hydrolase activity, acting on ester bonds; hydrolase activity, acting on carbon-nitrogen (but not peptide) bonds, in linear amides.